Molecule: messenger RNA, 1658 nt
Organism: Pseudopodoces humilis (Tibetan ground-tit)
Lineage: Eukaryota; Metazoa; Chordata; Aves; Passeriformes; Paridae
Gene: SLC7A11
Product: solute carrier family 7 member 11
Biological process (GO): amino acid transmembrane transport
Cellular component (GO): membrane
Molecular function (GO): L-amino acid transmembrane transporter activity
Source: RefSeq, a predicted model, not a curated record
GUGUGUAGGAGCAGCUGGAAAGAUAAGACAAGACAGAGGAAGAGACAAAGUAGUUGUCUGCAUAGAGGAGAGGAAAAAUCCCCUUCGGUUUCUGCUGAAAACUUUUCUGCCUGUGCUUGCCAGCAGUGUGUUGGUGGCACUGUAGCAUGUUUAGGAAAGCUGCUGUGCCCAUGGUCUCUAAUGGAAGCUACUUGCAGGGACAAGCUAAUGGCAAGUUGUCCUCUAUGGACAGCAAACAGCCAGCCCAGGAGGGAAAAGUUAUGCUGAAGAAGAAAGUGACACUUAUGAGGGGGAUAUCCAUCAUAAUUGGCACUAUCAUUGGAGCUGGCAUCUUCAUCUCUCCCAAAGGCAUCCUGAAGAACACAGGCAGCGUGGGCAUGUCCUUGACUGUGUGGACAGUAUGUGGUAUCCUCUCACUUUUUGGUGCCCUCUGCUAUGCUGAGCUAGGAACAUGCAUUAAGAAAUCCGGUGGUCACUACACCUAUAUCCUGGAGGCCUUUGGCCCGUUACCUGCAUUUGUGAGGGUCUGGGUUGAACUACUCAUCAUUCGCCCUGCUGCCACAGCAGUGAUAUCAUUGGCAUUUGGACGCUAUAUCUUGGAACCUUUCUUUAUGCAGUGUGAAAUCCCAGAACUUGCAGUUAAACUUAUUACAGCUGUCGGCAUCACACUGGUGAUGGUCCUGAAUAGCACAAGUGUCAGCUGGAGUGCCCGCAUUCAGAUGUUCCUUACCUUUUGUAAGCUUGUAGCAAUUCUGAUAAUUAUAGUCCCUGGAGUUAUCCAGCUAAUUAAAGGAGAAACACAGCACUUUAAAAAUGCCUUUGCAGGGAAUGAUGCCAGUAUUAUGGGAUUACCACUUGCUUUCUAUUCAGGAAUGUAUGCCUAUUCAGGCUGGUUUUACCUCAAUUUUGUUACCGAAGAAGUGGAAAACCCUGAAAAAAACAUACCCCUCGCAAUAUGCAUUUCAAUGAUUAUCGUCACAGUUGGCUAUGUGUUAACAAACGUGGCUUAUUUCACUACAAUCAGUGCUGGGGAAUUGCUGCUUUCAAAAGCUGUAGCAGUGACCUUUGCUGAACGACUAAUGGGAAACUUUUCUUUAGCUGUACCAGUGUUUGUUGCACUCUCCUGCUUUGGAUCUAUGAAUGGUGGCAUUUUUGCAGUCUCCAGGAUGUUCUUCGUUGCAUCCCGUGAGGGUCACCUUCCAGAAAUUCUCUCCAUGAUUCAUGUCCGCAAGCACACUCCUCUGCCAGCUGUCACUGUUUUGCAUCCUCUCACAAUGAUAAUGUUAUUCAACGGGGAUCUCUACAGCCUCUUGAAUUUCCUCAGCUUUGCCAGGUGGCUUUUUAUUGGACUAGUAGUUGCUGGGUUGAUUUAUCUCAGAUAUAAACGUCCUGAUAUGCCUCGUCCUUUCAAGGUUCCUCUGUUUAUUCCAGCAUUGUUUUCCUUCACUUGCCUCUUCAUGGUUGCGCUGUCACUUUACUCUGACCCAGUGAACACAGGGAUUGGAUUUGCAAUAACCCUGACUGGCAUUCCUGCCUACUACCUCUUUAUUGUAUGGGACAAUAAACCAAAGUGGUUCAGAAAGCUUCUAGGCAGGGUAACCAUAACAUUGCAAAUCCUCUUGGAAGUCAUCCCAGCAGAGGAAGAUCAGAAAUCAUGA